Messenger RNA from Verruconis gallopava, 1578 nucleotides. RefSeq lists its product as uncharacterized. NCBI's taxonomy places the organism in Eukaryota, Fungi, Ascomycota, Dothideomycetes, Venturiales, Sympoventuriaceae. The transcript is spliced from 2 exons. The record is from RefSeq and is a predicted model, not a curated record. The coding region runs from base 548 to 1156 and encodes 202 amino acids.
CUGAGAUGCUCCCACAUGCAGGACGCGAGACCACAUGCAGUCACAGUGAUGAUGAGUCUCUGGUAGCACGCAGACCCGCUCUCAAGGUUGCAGACUUGGCCAGCUUUCAUCAGCACACAACGAAGACACGACGAAGCGCUCGGACAGUCGGACUUGGCUUCAGCAGCGCCACAGCCAUCAUACUUCAAUGCGACCUCCGUACUCGUCAGCAAUUGCGUUCUUCGCACGUGUCUCCGGCUUGAUUUUUUUUUACUCGUCCCCGAAUUCUGCGAAGGAGACAGAAUCCUUGUCUUGCUUUUCCUUCUCCUUGCUUUCCCAACAGACAUGAGCAGAUCCACACCACAGCUUGUCGACCUUCGCUCGCUGAGAUAAACUUUCCCCCAAUUAUCGCAGCUAUCGGUCGCCCGUGCGGAACUGUCACUCCAUGUCGCGUGGUCUACUUCUCCUUCUGCCAGCCGACUGCCUAUCAACCGAGGGCUUCUGAGACAGGAUUUUGGACUCUUCUAGUUUUUGGAACCCCUUUUUGAUCCGUUGCACGCGAGUCACGAUGCUGCCAUGGAGCUCUGUCUUCUCGGAGAAUGUUAGCGCCACCCUCCACAUGAUUGAAUCUUGGAUCUCAUCCAUGUUUUUCGUCCUCUUCCUGAUCACCAUCGGGCCGUGGUUCGCUUUUCUCAUAUACGACGUCAUCCUCUACGUCUUCCGGACCAUUACUUAUGAGAUACCCAUUAUUGGUGGUAGGGCACGCGGUAGGGAGAGACCGCGUGCGCCGAGUCUGAAAGAACGUGCUACAGGCGACCCCAGAGUCAUGGGCAUUGGUGUCCCCGCUGCUACCUAUGUCGAACAAGAAGACGUGGAGGAGGAAGGGCGACACUCGACUGUUGAAGUUACGUCAAACGACGAAGAGGAUGAAGAGGCGGAAAUAAGACCACCGGAACAUGAUACAAGCGAAACAAUCCAUCACACAGAUGAAAGACCGAAAAAUGAACUUUGCGAGCCAACAGAGCUGAGCGACGCGCAAAAGCAGAUCGGAGAAGACGAGGAAGUGGGCACGACAUCGCAGCAAGUUGAUAUAGGUGGCAGAGAAGAGGGGGAGCGGUGGCCAGAAGUGAACACGAGGCGCAGAACGGUGUUUACGGGCAAUGACGAUCAAAUUUGAUGCUGUAGUGGCCUUCAUCUGCCCAGAAUGGCGAUACGAUCCAUGUGUGUCGCAGUCCUAUCCCCCUACCAAUGUUCACAGGCGAGAAGAGAUACCCCUCCCCCACCCACCACCUUCAGCGCUGGACGCGCUUAAGCAGUCCUGUGUAUAGCGCUACGACUUUGACAUGACGGAGGUUUGGAUUCUUGGGUGUUGCGACUUCAUUAGCAUUGCCCGCUUCGAAGUCAACAUCUUGACACCACGGGUGCAAGCUAGUCCCCAAAUCCUUCAGCGUACAUGUACAUGCAUGUUCCCGCACUUGACGAGACUCAUCGCGCUUUUGUUUUUUUUUAUCAUUAAAUCAUCACAAACGUGCUCAUUCUGUCUCGCUCUCCUGCUCAGAAGGACCCGGCUGUCUUGACGUGGUCGGGCGACUCGUUGAA